Alternaria atra is the source of this 663-nucleotide messenger RNA. RefSeq lists its product as uncharacterized. Bases 1 to 663 code for a protein of 220 amino acids. The record is from RefSeq and is a predicted model, not a curated record. NCBI's taxonomy places the organism in Eukaryota, Fungi, Ascomycota, Dothideomycetes, Pleosporales, Pleosporaceae. The transcript is spliced from 5 exons.
AUGGCAUCGAACUCAUACUUUGACGAAUAUCUAGUCAGUCGAGACACUCAACCGCCCAGCUUAUAUGCUGCCACUUUCGUCAACGGUUCAUCGCAUCUCGACUUCCAUUCCGAACAUGCGAAUAUCGACCACUGUUUUCUGGCAUCCUGGGAGGGACAAGACUGGACAGUCGAUCAUGACACGAUGACCGAAGGAACCGCAGCUGCGGCUUCGUCACUUCUGCCCCCAAACGCGUUCGGGAAUGAUCAAAGUUCUACGUCCUGUAAAGCCGAAGCCAGGUUUGAAUUUCUUAUGUUUCCCAAGCUAAGUGCUGUUUUCUAUUUACAUCCAGUCUCAUUCGUGAUCGAACCUGUGUUGCGCCUAGCAUGUAUUCAUUGCUUAGAAGCACAAGUCACGAUUAUGCCCCCAUUAGACCUCCUUGCAGAGUCUGUAGUAUGGCCAGGCACCGCCGUAAUAGAUGGCGAUGUAUAUUCUGAUGACAACAGUACGUUGAUGCCUGGUAAUGCAAAUGUUCAGCAAGCCCUCCAGCCCAUUGACCCUCCGGAAAUGGAAGGUAUGUCACAGGAUGAUAAUCACCUCAUGAGUAGCCAGAUUCAGGAUAUAGGUAUCGUAGAUAGACGAGUUGCUUUCGGAGAGCUUUUGAGCACGGGCAGUGCUCACUAG